Messenger RNA from Schistosoma haematobium, 2260 nucleotides. RefSeq lists its product as uncharacterized. Gene Ontology annotation, molecular function: nucleic acid binding. Gene Ontology annotation, biological process: DNA integration. The transcript has a single exon. NCBI's taxonomy places the organism in Eukaryota, Metazoa, Platyhelminthes, Trematoda, Strigeidida, Schistosomatidae. The record is from RefSeq and is a predicted model, not a curated record. Bases 1007 to 1675 code for a protein of 222 amino acids.
UUACUAGUAGCCAGAACCACUAUGGAUAAGCAUGUACAACGGCUACGACAAUUAUUCAUGCGACUGCGAGAACACGGCAUUUCCAUAAACAUUGAGAAAUGUGAAUUUGGGAAGGAAUCCUUACAGUUCUUAGGUCACGUUGUAACUUCUCAAGGCAUUACACCAAUAGCAACAGAAGUCCACACCAUCAGAAAUUAUCCACUACCCGACUUAUGGAAGAAAUUACGACGAUUUCUUUGGUUAGUAAAUUAUUAUAGACAAUUUAUUCCGAAUUGUGCGGCAAUAUUGCAACCAUUAACGGAUGCAUCACGGGGACACGCCCGGACAUUCCAUUUAUCACCAGAGGCGAUACAAGCAUUUGAGCACGCCGAAAAAGCACUAAACAAAGAAACGACACUAGCUAAACGAAAGAGCGAAACACCGUUAGAUAUCAUGACAGAUGCAUCGAAUGUGGCGGUAGAAGCCGUCUUACAACGGUUAGUAAACGGCACAUAAGAACCGCUUUCAUUCUUUUUCGAAUAGACUGGAUCCUACACAAACAAGAUAUAUUACUUUCGGAAGAGAACUGCCAGCAAUUAACUUAGCAACAAAACCUUUUCGACAUAUGGUGGAAGGUAUAAAUUUUUCUGUUUACACAGACCACAAAUCACUUACGAAAGCAUUAAGCGCAAAGCAAGACAAUUAUUUCCCUAGAGAGAUCCGACAGCUAGACUUCAGUCCACAGUUCACGUCCGACAUACGAUACAUUAAAGGACAAGAAAACGACGUAGCCGACGCACUGUCAAGAGCAAAGAUAAACACGCUUAUUGCAAAUAGAAUCGAUUAUAACGGUCUGGCAAAGCUACAAGAGAGAGACAUUGAAUUAAACAAGCUCAGAUCCGAUGAUACGACAUCAUUAGUGUUCGAAGACGUGUAGUUCGGUAACACGAAAGUAAUAUGUGAUACAUCGACAGGCCGACCGCGACCAUUUAUCCCGAAAUCAUUGCGACUUAAGAUAUUUGAAAGCAUGCACAAUAUAUCACACCCGGGAAUAAAAGCCACGAUAAAGCUGAUUAGUGAACGAUUAGUAUGGACAAACAUGAAUCACGAUGUGGGUGAUUGGACGCAAGCAUGUAUGAAGUGUCAAAAAGUCAAAAUACAUCGUCAUACUAGCUCCGCAGUGGGUCCAUUUUCUCACCCAGACACUAGAUUUGAACAUAUACACAUCGAUAUCGUAGGACCACUGCCUUUUUCGAAUGGAUACAAUUAUAUCUUUCCACAAUGGCCUGUAGCGAUACCGAUAAAAGACACCUCAGCCGAGUCAGUAGCCAAAGCCCUAGUUGAAAAUCGGAUUUCUUACUACGGCGUAUCAGCGACAAUCACAACUGAUAGAGGAGCUCAAUUCGAAAGUCGACUCUUUCAGCAGCUUACAGAACUCCUCGGUAUUAAACGUAUCCGAACAACAUCUUACCAUCCAAUGGCAAACGGAAUAGUCGAAUGCCUGCAUAGGCAAUUGAAAUCGUCUCUUACAUCUGUCAUGGUCAACAACGAUUGGUCUAAUAAGUUUCCUCUAGUAAUGUUAGAUCUAAGAGCAACAAUUAAACAGGAUAUGGGAUGUUGCCCAGCUGAUUUGGUAUAUGGAACUACUCUACGUUUACCCGGAGGAUUUUUCGCUUCAGGUAAGCGUUCCGACUGAUGUAGCCAACUACGUGCAACGCCUCAAGAAGCUCAUGAACGAUUUAAAAAUAACACCUUCCAGACCACAACAACGACGAGUGUUCAUACCGCAAGAACUACAUAACAGCACUCACGUAUUCAUCAGAAGAGAUAAUGUACAACCACCUUUGCAACCGAAUCACGACGGUCCAUUUAAAGUGAUAGCGAGGACAGAUAAAACACUUACCAUAGAAAAAGCUGAGAAGAUAGAUGUAAUCAGCAUCGAUUGAGUGAAAUCAGAUUUCAUCGAUAGCGAUAUUCAAUCAACAAGUACAAACUCCCCGAAGAUGGUCAAACCAACAAAACACGAGUCUCAAGAAUCAACGAUGCUAACGCAGCAAAAAAAACGGGACUCCGGUAACAACAAGAUCUGGCUACAGAGUAAGACGGCCUCAACGCUAUAUUGCUACGAUUUUCUAUUGGUAAUUUUCUACUAUUUUAAAUAUUAAUUAUAACACUUCCACUUCAUUGUAUCCAUAUGGAUAAUUAAGUUCAACUGACUACUUGAGAGAGAACGCAAGAGUUAGCGAGAAAAUAUAUUGGACCACUGAAUGACAUGAACAAA